AUGAUCGAUUUUAAGAUUUAUUUGAUAAUCGCUUUAUCUGUAUAUAUAAGUGAAGUAUUAUCGAUAGAUUUUAAAUAUGAAUAUUUCAAGGAUUCAUUAAAAUCCGACAAAUUGGAAAAAGAACCAUUUUUUCUAAAAACUGACGUCUAUUCAGAAUCCUCGGAUUUAAUUGGAGUCAAAAAAAUUCCCAAAGAAGAUAAACAUUUAAAAAAAACAAUAUUACCACCUUAUCCUAUAAUAGAUAAAGAUAGUGCCAAAUACAAGGAUAUUGUUUUGAAAUCAGGUUUACCAUAUUGUCAAGAAAUCAAAAUUCAUUCUAACAAUGAUAAAAUUAAUAAGGAUACUUGUUACAAAUGUAAGGAUUUAAAAACUGGUAAUACUUAUGAUUACUGUACUUACAAUCCAAAAAAGGACGAUAAUUAUUCGGAAUAUUUGACAACACGAAAACGAAGAUCUAAUUCAAACAUCGAAAAUAUAGAAAAAUCACCGUCCACAAAAAUGUCUUUGGAUGAUAGCAAAUUAAAAGUUGCUGCCUCUGAACACAUCGAGAAUUUAAAGGAUCGUUCGAAUUUUGAUCGAAAGUUUGAAAAUCCUUACAGAUUUAGUGACGAAAUUUUUACCGAAGCUAGCGAAUACAUUCCCGACAAGUAUAAAAAAAAUCAUGAAAAUUGUGAAAAAGUAUUAAAGGAUUCUAUGAUUUGUAUGGUUUGCAAGGAUAUGAAAAGUAAAGCGAAGUAUGAACAAUGUUCCUACGUAGCUAAACCUAAUGAAAAAUCUUAUGCUUAUAGCAAAUCAAAGUCAUUUGGAAAAGAACAUGACGAGGAUGCAGAACCGGAUGAAAAAUUAAAGUGUUUUAAUUUAAAGGUUGAUCCAGAAAAAAAAUAUUACGAAUCAUCGUAUCCAAGUGAAAGGUAUGAAAGAUCACAGGUGAAAGUAAGAAACGAUGAAGAAACUGACAAAGAUGAAGAAAAAUCAUCUACGACUGAUUGCAAAAAGUUCGAAAAGGAUGGUAAAAUUUGUACCGUUUGUAAAGAUCCUAAAACAGGUGGUAAUUACGAGAAAUGUUCUUACGCUUAUCAACCUAAAGAUAAGGUAUACAAAUUCAGUAGAUCUAAAUCAUUCGGUUAUCCUGAAAAUUCGUCAAAAAUAUCAUCAAGUUCGAAUAAAGAAGACGAAGAUGAAAAAUCUGAUCGUCCUAUCGAAUCCAAAUAUUCGGAUUAUUCGAAAGAUUAUAAUUUACCUGACGAAUCUAAAAGUUAUUAUGAUAAAUCCGAUACCAAUGAUAAAAAAGAUUCAUACGACGUUUUACCUGAUUAUUAUCAAAGUCCUUCGGAAUAUAAAUCAGAAUCAGAAAUAAAUUCGGAAAAAAUAGAUCAAUCUAAUUGCAAAAUUGUUGAAAAGGAUUCAAUGACUUGUAAGAUUUGCAAGGAUCCUAAAAGUGGUGAUAAUUUUGAACAAUGUUCUUACGCUUAUAAACCUAAGGACAAAGUUUACGCAUAUACCAAAGGUAAUUCUUACGGUAGUCCUACGAAAUCUGAUGACAAUGGGGAUGAAUCUAAAGGUUAUGACGUACAAGAAAAUAUUAGAAAGAUUAUCAAAACACCGUAUUAUAAUAAGCCUUACGAUAAGGAUUAUAAUAAGGGUUACGAUAAAAAUGAAGAUUCGAAUGAAAAAGAAGCAUAUCCUUCGGAAAAUUCGGAACGUUUGAUAUUCGAACCGUCGACCUUGAAAGAAGCAGCAGCUGCCACUAAAGCAGCUAUCGAUGAGACUAAAAAAAAAGUCAACGAAGAUACUUACUUCGAUAAUAAAAAAAAGAAGGCUGAUAUAGAGAAAGUUUUGAAAGAAUUUCAAAAUGAGGAUCGUAAGAAUUGUAAGAAAGUAAUGAAGGAUCAAAUGACUUGUUAUCAGUGUACAGAUGAGAAUGAUUUUCGAAAGGAAGAAUGUAUGUUCAUAGGUGACCAAGAACAACCGGAUAAUAUUAAUAAUAACAGUAAUGACAAAUUUACAUAUCGCGAGGUUAAACAAUAUAAGAUUGAUCCUGAUAACAAGUCAUCGAGUUCGAGUUUGAAUAAGAGUCAAUUAAAAAGGAAAACGGAAAUUCUUGAACCAAUACCAUCGGCUAGUGAAGAUUCUUAUGUGACAAAAUUGAAACCCGUUGAAAGUGUUGAAAAAACAACGGAGGAAGAAAAGUUAGAGGAAGUUGAACCUUACGAGUCUGUUGCAGAAACUCGACCUAUUUAUGACAAAAAUUUGGGAUUAACAUUACCAGCUUUUAUGUUAACAAAAUCGGAACAUGAACAAGAAUUUGAUGAUAUGGUUGAAUCUAGUAGAAUUUAAUCUAAAUUGAUUUUAUUUCAUAUUAUUCAUUAUUUCAAUUCUAAUAAGAUCGAUUUAUUGUUAU
Messenger RNA from Polistes dominula (European paper wasp), 2401 nucleotides. RefSeq lists its product as uncharacterized. Lineage: Eukaryota; Metazoa; Arthropoda; Insecta; Hymenoptera; Vespidae. The record is from RefSeq and is a predicted model, not a curated record.